AAAUGUAGUUACGCAAACAAGAAACUGGUCCCUCUAAUGGAAUAGAUAUAGUUUUUAACUGUUAAUUCACACAAAACAGGGAUGCUUGAUUUCAGCUCAGGAUUGUACAGUAACUUUAUGCCCUUGUCUCGUAAGUUAUGCAACUCUUAAUGCGACGAAAGGCAAAACUGUGUUAGCAUAGUUUAGCGUUCACGGUACAGUCAGUUACGUGUUUGCUCUUGUCAGCAUUAACCUUCGAACCUCAGCUAGACAUGUAGUUUACACUGAUGUAAAUGGUUGUUCGUCUAAUAACGUGUUUCGCCUUCCCGUCCAUCUCAGGGUGAUACAAAUCCUAAAGGAGAAUGCCGAUCCGAGCUCAGUGCAUCAUUUGCUCGGAUUUCUUCGAUCACUCCAGGGAUGUUGCUGCUAUCCACUGCGGGCACACUUUUCACUAUGAAUGGUAAUUCAUUGAUUCACAACAAACCUCACAUCUUUACUGUUCUUCAGAUGACAUGUGGCUUGUUUUCCUUUUAGUCUUCUUCAGUGGUUUCAGACGGCCCCCAAUAAAAGCUGCCCACAAUGUCGAAAACAGGUAAUGUAAAGUACUCUAAGCAUCCCAACACCACCAGACUGAUCUCUUAUAGCUCUGCAGUGACUUUAUUCAGUAGAUCUUGAAUAUGUUUUUCUUUGUGUAUAGGUCAGCACAAGACACAUUAUCAGUAAGCUGUUUUUUGACGUCGCUACAGAGGAGGAAAACUCACCGGACCCCGAAAGCCUGCAGGUACUACAUUUAGAGUAUUGAAGCAGUCUGGACUAGAACACAUGAUGUUACAUAGAUUUAUCAGUCUUAAUUGUGUGAUUUUCAUAAUCAAAUACUACAAAUUGUGCUCCUUGUCUUGAAUUCAUUGUUAUUCCUGAUUUGUGUUUCAUCUUUCCGUAGAAUGAGCUUGAUAGGGUGAAGGUGCUCUUAAGCUGUAAAGGUAAGAAAUCUAACUAUAUUCUUGUGCAGAAUUGUUUAUAGAAGGCAGCACAACUUUUUCACUUGUUUUAAUCUGUAGAACGAGACAUGCGGGACAAACAGAAGACAGUGGAGGGUUUGAAGGACAUCGUGGACAGACAGAGGAAAGAGCUGGACAGUGUGAAAAAAGAGGUUAUGGAGAAGGAGAUGCUCUCUUCUGCCCUCAGAGUAAGCUGCAUGAUCACUUUUGAUAGAAGUCAUGUUCUGUGCUGACUGACAGAAUUAUAAUGUGUUUAUUUGUUUUAUCUUCUUACAGAAACAGAUGGUAUACUUAGAGACACAACAAAAUGAUGUUCAGGCUGCCAAAGAGGAGGCUAGACGACUCCGGGUCAAAAUGAAAACAUUUGAAAGGUAAUUGUAGCAGUAACUGUCGUUUCACAUUUAGUCCUUUCGGUUGUGCCAUACUUUAUAUACCACAAUGUAUACUUUAUUGAGAGAACUUGAAAUCGUUUAAAUAAUCUUAAGUACCAUAGUGUAAGAUGUGCUUGUGUUGUGCACUCAUAGAUUGUUUUGCUCCAGUUUGGAGGUGUUGUUGCAGGGCCAGAGAGAUGAGGUGGAGUCCAUGAUCACAGAUAUGGGCAUCAGCCAGGCAGCAGUAGAGCAGCUCUCCAUCUACUGUAUUUCCCUCAAAAAGUAAGGUUCCUUAAUGACUCUGGGUAUAUGUGUCAUAUUCUCACACCAGUCUCUGUGAUUAUAUCUCCCGCUUCUUUGUUUCUAGUGAGUAUGAUAACUUAAAAGGAAGUCUAAAGUCUUCAAAUGACAUGUGUGAUAAGCUGAAGAGAGAAGUGCUCACCACAAACAAUAAGGUAACUUCAUGUUAGUCUGUGGCAUUACCCAGAGGAAUCCAUGGUUAAAUGCAAAUCCUCUAAAUCAAAACCUUUUUUUUUCUGUUGAAGUUGCAUAAAGCUUCACUGGAGGUUAAUCAAACCAAAGAUGAAAUGAAGUCUUUGCAGAAAGACCUGUCCAACGCUGACAGCGAGAUCUCUGUAAGAGAAAUUCCUCUAUUCAAGACUUGAAAUGUCAGAUAAAGUCAAGGUUGUGAUUCUUACAUGUUUGUCCAUCCACAGAGUCUGAAGAAGAAAGUGGAGUUUCUUCAGAGGACUCUCAGCACCCCGACUCGGACGAAUGAAGCCCUAAGUCGACUUGUUUUUGAAAGGUGUGUCUUCUAGUCAUUGGGCUGGAGUCCUCAUGUUUUGGCUAGUCUUGUAACUUCACAUCCCUUUGGGGAAUUUACUGACAAGUGUUUCUUUCCACUUUUAAGCCCAGCCCCAAUGGAGCUGAAGCACCCUCAAUUCCAUCAGCCAACAGACAAUGAGGAUAUUGACCUCAAUGUGACUUAUGAUGUCACCACGCCAGAUGCUGUUGCCAAGAGGUCGCCAUCGAAGGUACCAUCAAAGAAGAUGCGUCUGAACCCCUCAGGGUGAGUAAUAUGUCUGAUUGUGGGAACACUUGUUUUUGUUUCAACUGUGUUUUGUGAGGAUAUGGAGAAGAAAUAAUGCCUUUAUAUUCUUUGUUUUGUAAAAUCCUCCUCAUUUUCUGAAAUGUCAGGUCUUCUGCACCAAAACCUGUCGAGAAAAGUUCAUCUUUUAAUAAGGUAGGUUUGGAGACGUCUCUCAGCCAGAUCGAUUUUUCAGAUCAGUUGUGCAUGCCCUUCAAUAUUUUUUCUCACCUCAGGCUCAAAAGGAGGAGGGAUCAAUGGAUCCUUUUUUGAGGAACUCCCUCCUCUUCAGAAAGAAGACCUUUGGUGGCAUGUUGAAUCCACAGAGACAGCCUGGGACCGUAUGUAUUCCUGCAACUACUAAAUUAUGCUGGGCAGAAUUUCUCCUUUAAAAUGUUUGAUGACAAAAUCUUUUAUUGUUUCAGGUAAAAACUGGUUAUGAUGGCUUAGGAGGACGAACUAAAUACAUCCAACCUGUAUCCUUUUCUGUUACUUGAAAUGUACUGUGGAACAGUUUAGUAUUUAAGAAAUUUAAUAUUUAGAUCUUUUGGAGGAAGAGCUUUUAACCAGUGCAGUGUCUACUAUUCGUCUUGGCUGUUGAUAAUUUCAUUAUGAACUUCAAAAAUGCGCUCUAAUAGGUUUAUACCCUAUGUACAACAAGCCUUAAAGGGAUAUUCCGGCGUAAAAUUAACGUAGGGUCAAACACACCGUAAAACCGAGUUAGACACCCCCUCAGAGAUAAAUGUUGCCGACCGCUUGCUUCUGUAGUUCUACCAGUUUUAGUAACGACCGCACGAUAGCAAUACACAGCAGUCUGAGGAGCCAUAAACAAACCUCAAUAAAAAUACCACUCUAAAGCCACAAAUAAUGCUCAGAACAGCACCUAACUUCAUCAACAGUAUAUAUAGGGUCCUAGCCAUAGCACUAGCCACCAAACAUCUUUUUAGCUUAGCCUGAUUUCUUUAGCAAAGAGACUAAACACAACUCACCCACUGUCCUCCAGCAGCCGCUUGUUUGUAUGGAGACCUCAGACUAGUCCAUUACAGACUGCAGCUCAAGGAAGAACAUUAAUGAUUACUAAUCAUUUUCUUGAAGUAAUAAUCACCAUAUUAAUCAUUUUUCACUGCAGACGCGGUAGUUCUUCUGCCUUAGCGUCUCGGUCUGAUUGCAUUUUCAUGAAGAAAUGAUCAUAAAUGUUCUUCCUUGAGCUGCGAAACUCCGCUGCACUAGGUGAUGGACUCUCCAAGCUCUCCCUACAAACAAGCAGCUGCUGGAGGAGAGUGGGCGAGUUGUGUUUACUCUCUUUGCUAAAGAAAUCAGGCAAAGUUUAAAAGAUGUUUGGUGGCUAGUACUAUGGCUGCGACCCUAUAUGUACUGUUGAUGAAGUUAGGUGCUGUUCUGAGCAUUAUUUGUGGCUAUAAAGUGGUGUUUUGGUUGAGCAAGUGGCUACUGAGAUCACGGUGUAUUGCUAUCAUGCGGUAGUUACGAAAGUUGGUAUAACUAGGGAAGCAAGCGGUCGGCAACAUUUAUCUCUCGACCAGGUGUCUAACUCAGUGUUACGGUGUGUUUGACCCUAAGUUAAUUUUAUGCCAGAAUAUCCUGUUAAAGUUGAAAAACGACCUAUGGUAAUGUUUCUCUGCUCGACAUUCAGAUACUGUAUCAGCACGGUUCCCUGUUUUAUUGAGAUAUGUAUUGUAUUUAUCCUUGGUCCGUAAGUCCCAACUAACAAAAGCAGAUUAUAGCUUCCAAUAUAAAAACAUAUAAACAUACUUAGUGAUUUUAGGGUGUGUCACCAAAGAAGUUAGAAUUAUUCAGCAGAAGUCAAUGUUUACUAUGACUAAGGCUAAAAAACAUCUUAUUUUCCUCAAUGAAUCUGUCACUACAGUCUCCUUUAUCAGAGAUUCGUCCUCUGAUGAAAGCUAAAAGGAAAAAGGUGAGCAGGCCUCUGCCCAAGGUUUCAACCUGCCUGAGUCUGGACAACUUCCUUGAGUGAAGUCAUACCACUGUGAAUCCUGACGCACAGUCAAAGGUCAGAUCCCUGCUUGCAAUGUAGCAAGUCGACGCUGCUGUGGCACCGUUUUCCAGUCUAGCAGUGUUUCCGUUUCACCUCUAAAGAAGGACUUCAUGAUUUAACUUCCUUUCAAAAGCAGUGAGACAAACCUGUGGACUGAGGCUGAGCUUUGAGCCAGUUGGCAAACUUGCCGUGUAUAUUUUUUUAAAUAUUUGUUGCUGUGAAUAUUUUUUUCUAGUAAUGACUUAAAUUUAUGUUCUUGUACAUGUGGACAACCUCUUGAUCACCGUUUUAUUGUAUUAUUUUGAGAGUACGACAGUUCAGCACUCUGUGUUGUAACUUCAGAUCAUUGCUGCUUUAGGU
Messenger RNA from Xyrichtys novacula (pearly razorfish), 4809 nucleotides. The record is from the annotation of a GenBank genome assembly. Lineage: Eukaryota; Metazoa; Chordata; Actinopteri; Labriformes; Labridae.